This is a messenger RNA of Diachasma alloeum, 834 nucleotides long. RefSeq lists its product as uncharacterized. The record is from RefSeq and is a predicted model, not a curated record. The transcript has 4 exons. NCBI's taxonomy places the organism in Eukaryota, Metazoa, Arthropoda, Insecta, Hymenoptera, Braconidae. Bases 1 to 834 code for a protein of 277 amino acids.
AUGCAUCCAGAACGCUCCGAGGCGCAGAGCCCAGACUACUGUAAACACGGUGGAAAUGUCGAUCCAAUAUGGCCGCUGAGUCAUCCAGCUUUCGGUCGCCAUUUUGGAGCAAGCCAAUUUCGGAGUAAUGUUGUCUGGACUGAAUACUCCUCUGGUCUCCACGUCGUUUCCAUGAAGUUGCUGAAUCUCAUUGUCUCCCUGAAAGAUCGAGAGUUUGAUGAAACUGUAUAUGCAGAUAGGGCGGCUUUGUUGAGUGAUUUAUUCGCUAUGACUCGAAGAGAACCAGACAGUGGCAUAUGCAUGCUAGAUCUUGAUGAUUCAGUCAGUAAUUUGCGGCAGUUGUCUUUACCAAAUGCUCCUAGUCUGUAUAAAUCAUCUGACUGUCAACAAUGUGGUUCUUACGCCGUGCCCGUCUCUACAAUAAAUAUUGACAGUCAGUCAGUUCUGUUCUAUCGACAGAAUUUCACUGUCUUACAACAGGCAGUCGAAUUCUACCCAACGUUGAAGAAACUCCCCUGUACUGUGGAAGAUUGCAAGAGAAUGUUUUCGAUCAAUUGUCAUGCUAAUUUUCACAUUUUUAUAAAUUUGGAAAUAAAAAUGAGAGAACGUUCCCAGAAAACAAUGCAAUGCAAACUAAGAGAGAUACCAACAUCUUUAACUCGUGAUAUGACAUACAGGCUGGCGGAAGUCAUCGCUCAUUCACAGGAAGGAUUUGUUGCUUAUUGUUACCGACGCAGUGAAUCGACUGCUUGGUGGGAGUUAUACUCAAGUUAUCUGGGAGGAGUUAAAUCUCCUGAUCCUGGUGAGAGUCCAGAGUGGGAGGAAGAGACUUGA